Phaethon lepturus (White-tailed tropicbird) is the source of this 392-nucleotide messenger RNA. RefSeq names its product proline rich 29 (gene PRR29). The annotation marks the transcript as partial. Lineage: Eukaryota; Metazoa; Chordata; Aves; Phaethontiformes; Phaethontidae. The transcript is spliced from 4 exons. The record is from RefSeq and is a predicted model, not a curated record.
AUUUAAUGGAGUUGAUGAUGAUUCAGAACUCCCAAAUGCACCAGGUGGUGAUGAACAGCCUGGCUGUAGCGGCACUGACGUCCUUCGGGUUCGGGCCAUCCCCAGCCACUGCCCAGGCAAUGGCGGUGCCUUUGCAGACCAGAGAGGAAGAGGAGGCUGUGAUUUUCCACCAUCACUACAUCCCCUACCCUGGACCUGCUCCCAUCCUGGCGUGGCCAGUCCCAGCAUGGGAUGAGGGGCCGGCGGCCGUGCGGUACCUGGGCACAGGCUCAUUAGCCGAGGACAGGGCAGUCAGCGCGGUGCCCCCCCCUCCACCCCCCAGCACCACGGGGACCGUGGGAGCCGACGUCCCACCAGCAUCGGAGUACUACGACAUGGUGAAGAGGCUGUGA